AAAAUCAGGUUCAUUUAUGAUAACUUAAACUAGUGACCUUAUACACUCGCUACGGUGGAAUCUAAGAUUAAAGAAGUAGUUCAGACGCCUUCGCAAAGAUAGCGUGCACGUGCAAAAGGUGAUGACGUCAGUCAAUAUUCCUUCCACCCACCCGGCAGGGACGUUACCCGGCGUGAUUCAUGGGAACCCGGCUACCAGCCACAUGGGGCUUAUCGUUUUACAGGAAUGGUGGGGAAUGAACGAACAAAUCGUUAGAACUGGUCGUGAGUUGGCGGAAAUGGGCAGAUUCGCUACUCUGGUUCCCGAUCUAUAUCGAGGGAAGAUCACAAAGGACUAUGAAGAGGCCGGUCACCUGAUGAGCGGGCUGGAUUGGCCUGGAGCCGUUGAGGACAUCCGAGCUGCCGCCUGCUUUCUUAUGGGCAAAGGAUGCAGAAAGGUUGGCGUGACAGGCUUCUGCAUGGGCGGGGCUUUAUCAAUUGCUGCCGCCGCAUUGGUCGGGGAGAUCUCAGCCGCCGCUCCAUUCUACGGAAUCCCGAAGGCGGAGCUAUGUAAAGUGCGUACCAUCAAUAUCCCCGUGCAGGCACACUUCGGUGACCAGGACACAGUCCACGGGUUCUCGGCGCCAGAGGACGCUCAGGCAUUCAAGGCUGCCAUGGACAAAAAGCUGGGCUUUGAGUUCUACAUGUAUGCUGCUGGCCAUGGAUUUACUAACCCGGAACACCCGACCAAUUACAACAAAGAGUGUGCUGACCUCGCCUUAUCACGGACUGUUAAGUUCAUGCAACGCCUUCUACAGACGGCUAAUGUGUAGGCUAGCCAUGGUUUCAUAAAGACUCAAUAUAUACUUAUUCAUCGUAUGAAUGAUUGGAUUGUUAAUGUCAUUCUAAACUAAGUAAUGACGUCAGAGUUACGUCAUAGCUACUUCCA
Mya arenaria is the source of this 927-nucleotide messenger RNA. RefSeq names its product protein usf-like. Lineage: Eukaryota; Metazoa; Mollusca; Bivalvia; Myida; Myidae. Gene Ontology annotation, molecular function: hydrolase activity. The coding region runs from base 122 to 811 and encodes 229 amino acids. The record is from RefSeq and is a predicted model, not a curated record. The transcript is spliced from 5 exons.